Messenger RNA from Lutra lutra (Eurasian river otter), 737 nucleotides. RefSeq names its product basic salivary proline-rich protein 4. NCBI's taxonomy places the organism in Eukaryota, Metazoa, Chordata, Mammalia, Carnivora, Mustelidae. The record is from RefSeq and is a predicted model, not a curated record.
AGGCCUGGCGGGGAGGGAGGUGUGGGCUGGAGAACCCGGAGGUCCCCUCUCCGCGCCAUGCAGGAGGGGAUGCUGCGCACCCCCGGCCGGGUGCCGCGGGAGGCCGCCCCCCGCAACAAGUGCCAGGUGCCAUGGCAACGGCGGGAAUUUCCCGGUCGGGGAGGCCGGAAGCGGCCCCCGCCGAGCUCGCGGCUGAGAAAGCAAAAUCCGAUCCUUCUCCCGGGGGAGCAAAAUGGACGAAAGGCGACCCCCCAGGCAGGGGAGCAGGGCGCCUCGGGAAACCCGGGAAUCCCUUCUCUUUCCGGGGCAACGCAUUGUCAGUCGGAGGGGACUAACGGGAUGAAGGCGAGGAGAUCCGGUCAGCGCUGCCCCCCGGGGGCCUCGGCGCCGGGCGCAGCCGGCCAGCGCAGCGUAGCGCAGCGCAGCGGGCUCCAUUCCCGGCCGCCGCCGCUCAGCCCGUUGCGCAAACCCGCAGGUCCUCCCCGCCCGGCUCGGCCACCGCCGCUGAAAGCCGGGAGGCGGGCUGGGGCGCUCCGGGUAUCCACAGCGGGCUAAAAAAGACCACGCACGCCACUCCGCCUAGACCCCCGCUGGGGCCACAGUGGUUCAGCCCCCAGAGCUGGUAGCCGCCCCAGACUGAAGGGGGGGGCGCCCCCUCCCCCUUUUAGCUCCAGCUCCCGCUGCAGCAGCUGUUGCCAAAUGAACCCCGGAAUGGGGACGUGCAACCCACCCCCAGC